This is a messenger RNA of Selaginella moellendorffii, 2162 nucleotides long. RefSeq names its product protein TOC75, chloroplastic. Gene Ontology annotation, biological process: protein import into chloroplast stroma; chloroplast organization. The record is from RefSeq and is a predicted model, not a curated record. Gene Ontology annotation, cellular component: chloroplast outer membrane. The transcript has 7 exons. NCBI's taxonomy places the organism in Eukaryota, Viridiplantae, Streptophyta, Lycopodiopsida, Selaginellales, Selaginellaceae. Bases 73 to 2022 code for a protein of 649 amino acids.
CUCGACGUGGCAGGAAUUCCCCGAAAUAUUUCUACAUGUCGAUUGAUCGGUCGCGGAAUCUAGGGUUCUAAGAUGAGCUGCUGCUCGAUCCAGGCGCUUGGAACAGCAGCACCAGCAGCAGCCAGGUUUGAUCUCCAUUCUCAUCGUGCUCGCCUGGAGCUCGUAUUUCACACUCCAUUCGAUUUGCCGCCGGUAGCUCCUGUCCGGACAUGCUCGCUAGGAUUCUUCAAGAAGAUCACAUCGCUCGCCGGCGCUCCUGGAAAUCCUUCUAAGCCGCGAGGGGAGUCGGGAAAUCCGAUAGAGUCCACUCCAUUCACUGGCGCGGGCGGCGGCAGUGGCGGUAAUCGGGGUAACAGCGGCAAUGAUUCUGGGUUCCAGGAACACGAUGGAUGGGAUUUCUCGCUCCCUUCUGGGAGAGUUAGUUCUUCCAUGGUGGAAGAAACACAGGAAGAGGAAUCAUCGUCCUCGGUCCCGGCAAGGAUUAGAGCGUUCUACUGCGUAAAUGUCGGUCCUGUUAGUGAUGAUCAUGGGUGGAGAGCUUUCGCUAGGGAGGAUGAACUGUGGGGGCCUUGUUUGCUUCCUUGCUUCGUCCAGGCUGAUAUCACGAGCCAGCUAGUGCGCCGGGGAUGCUAUGGUGAUAGGAACACUUUGGUUUGGAUCAAGGAAGAGGUGGAGAACUGGUAUCGUCGACAGGGGUUUGGAUUGGCCAAAGUGAGAGGCUUCACUGGAUCCUCAACUGGAGUGUUAUGCUGCAGGGUCAGCGAAGGAACCAUCACUGACACUAGAGUUUCCUUCAAGGAUGUGGAGGGUAAUGCGAUCCAGGGUCUAACUUCGAGAGAAACUAUCUUUCGAGAGCUUCCACGAACUGUGAUGGAAGGGAUGCCUUACAACAGUAAUGCGAUCAAGCAAGCACUGCAAAGCUUGCGGCAGCUCCAACUUUUUGAAAAAGUAAACGUGGAUGUCAGGAGGAAUGAUCUGGAUGGAGUUUCGCUUCGAUUCUUCAUCCAAGAAAAACCGCAGGAUGCGUGCGACUUCCAAACGGGAUUGAGCUUCUUUUCUUCCGAUUCUGGAAAGCCGAUCCUGGCUUCGAUUCGACCAGCUGGAACUCUGUCCGUAGAGCACCGAAACAUUGCCGGGAAGAACAGAACUCUGCAUGGAUCUAUCAACUCAAACGAUCUUUUGCGUCCUCAAGAUGACUCUCAAUUUAAGUUGGAGUAUGCUCACCCGUAUGUUGACGGCCCGAAAGACAAGAUUUUUCGAGUCGGCUGUUACAAUUCGAGGAAGCUGACGGCGGUUCUCUCGCAUCCCACGAGUCGAGAGCAGACGCCUGUGGUUUGGGUGGACCAUGCUGGGUUCAAAACAGGCAUCACAGAGAAACUUUCCAAAGGGAGCAAGCUAGUUUACGGGUUCGUGGUAGAAGAAGUGUCAACACGGGACGUUCUUGGACCGGUGCAAACGCUUGACGAUCGAGACUUGUUAGCAGAUGGUAUCGAUCGCGUCCCGUUUCUCAACGUCAAGAUCACUCGAGACAACACUCGUCUCGUGCAUCGUGCGCGAGUCGGGGCAAUUGAUACAUUCCAGGUUGAUCAAGGUGUCGGCCUUGGCAGCAAGACGACGUCGUUUUUCAACAAGCACCUCCUCUCGACGACGAGAUUCUUGCCGCUGCCUUCCACUACUCCCGACUCCUUUCCGCUGGUGAUUCUCCGAGCACGCUAUGGUGGCAUGUUGGGGAUGGCUCCAAGCUAUCUAGCUUUUGCAAAUCCUCGCGCUUCAAACGCAAGCUGCUGGAGCUUUUUCGAGCUAAUGGCCGAAGCGCGCGUUCCAAUCCGGAGGCAGCACUACGCUUACAGUUAUGUCGAGUCCUUCGCAGCUCUCGAUCGAGGAGUAAGGUUUUGGAGGAACGAAGACACUGGGAUCCUUUUGGGGCUGGGUGUAAAGGUGGGUGAGAUUCGCGCGGAGUACGUGUUUGAUUCGUCCACGAGGACGGGGUCUCUAAACGUCCAAAUGGGAGACCGGGUUUGAUAUUCUCAGAAUGCGCCACCCGCGAUUCUUCCAAUCCUCUUUUGUGUACGUUCAAAACGAGAAAAUUAGUUGAGAGGAUCUCAAUUUGGCACACAUUAUUGCUAUAUAACAGUAUCAAUUGUGCUUUAAUUUCUUGCAAA